AUGACUGAGCCUAUGAAACAAAGUUACUGGUACUGUGAUGCAUGCAGUCGGCUUCUCUUGCAUGGUGAAUAUCGCUUCAAUUGCACAGUAUGUGAUAAUUAUGAUUACUGUGAACAAUGUGUAACGACAGUCGAUCCACCACAUCCGCAUCGAAUGAUUCCUGAACUGGCAUAUGGUCGUGAAGAAACAAUAGAAUGUGCUACAGCAGAUCUAGCUACUGCAAUUCGAGCUGCCAUACGAAUGUAUUCAGAUCGCCAUUGCAUGGGUACACGUGAUGUUGACAAAGAGAAUCCUUCCAUCUAUAUGGACUCAUAUUCAUGGCUUACAUUUAAAAUAAUAGGUGAUCGAUCGAAGAACUUUGGGCAUGGAUUACGACGUUUAAUUGAGCCACGUGGUUAUCUUGCUAUUUGUGGAGGAAACAGACCUGAAUGGAUGAUUACGGAUUUUGCAUGCAUCUUCCAAAGUAUUAUUAGCGUACCAAUAUACACUUUAUUUAAUGAUCGUGAAAUUGCAUAUAUCGUCAACAACACAAAAGUAUCGGCUGUCGUUUGUGACAAAAAAAUGCUAAAAAGAUUUAUUGACUUGCAAUCACAAUGUCCAUCACUCCAACAUAUUGUCUGCAUGGAUCCUAUUCCCGAUGUAAUAUCAAACACACCGGACAAUGGUCUCUCCAUACAUUUUAUGGGUGAUAUCGAACAAGCUGGUUUCAUCAAAAAGUAUGACUAUGUCACUGUUGAACCUGACGAUUGCCUCACAAUCAUAUAUACCAGUGGCAGUACUGGUUUUCCUAAAGGUGCUAUCAUCUCGGAAAGUGCCUUUCGAGCAACGUUUCCACGAUGGUGCUUACCUUCUUCUCUUGAGCGUGUUACAUUGUCUUACCGUCCAUUGUCAUGGGCAGCUGAUCGUGAUGCUAUUAUUACAACUUUUCUCUGUGGAGGGCGCACAGGAUUCUCCACAGGAGAUCCUUCCAGAUUUAUGGAAGAAUUAGGUCUGGUUAGGCCGACAUAUUUUGGCGCACCUCCAAGUAUCUGGAACAAAAUAUAUACUGAAUUUAAAACUUCUCUUGCAUUGAUAACUGCUCACUGUCCACCUGAAGUCAUAGCAGAUGAAGAACAACAUCUUCUACAACAAUUCUCAAAACUUAUUCCUAAUCGAUGUAAAUCAAUCGCUAUUGGUGGUGCUAUGGUCAGUCCAGUAGUAUUAAAUUUCAUGAAACGAUGUUUUACACAUUGUUCAGUCAAUGAAUCAUAUGGAAUUACUGAAUGUGGGAGCGUCACAUACAAUAAUCUUGUUGAAGAUACACUUCAGUAUCGUCUUGAAUCUGUUCCAGAAAUGGGUUAUUCACUCGAAGAUAAACCAUUUCCUCGUGGAGAACUUUUAACAAAGACUGCACAAAUGUUUUCGGGAUAUAUCAAUAAUCCAGAAGAAACUCGUGCUACUCUUACAGAAGAUGGAUUCUUUCGAACAGGUGACAUUGUUGAAUUACAUACUUGUCAAAAUGGUCAAAUUGAUAUACGUGUUAUUGAUCGUAAGAAGAGUUUCUUUAAACUUUCUCAAGGACAAUUUAUUUCACCUGAAUUUCUUCAAAAUAUCUAUAUGCAAAGUCUUUUUAUUGAACAAAUCUACAUUCAUGGUGAUCUUUUAUCAGAUUCUGUCUCUGCAGUUAUUGUUCCUGAUCGAAAAUAUGCACAAGCAUAUGCUAUUGAACAUAAUUUGAUAGACUUUGAUAUGAAUAAUCCUCAUCCAGAAUUUAUUGAUGCUGUCUUACAAGAUCUUCGUUCAAUAGGUGAAAAAGAAUCACUUCGAAAACAUGAAAUUCCAUCAGGAAUCAUUAUUGAUUUUGAACCAUUCACACCUCAAAAUGGUCUUCUUACUUCUUCAAUGAAAUUAUGUCGUUAUAAAUUAGCUGCACAUUAUGCUGAUCGACUUAAAACAUCUAAUAGUAUUGAACAACGACUAAAAACUAUUAUUGAAACUGUUACUGGACAAUCGAUUUCAACAGAUAAUAAAGAAAAAAAUGUAUUUUUAAGUAUUGGUGGAGAUUCAUUAGCAGCUAUACGUUUAUCUCGAAUGAUUGAAAAUGAUCUUGGAAUACCAUUAUCAUUUAACAUACUAUUUGAUUCUACAAUGAAUCUAGAACGAUUAACAACUUUCAUUCAAAAUCCUUCUCAAUUCUCUUCAUUUUCUCAAUCAAUUAUAGUACAACAAUUAUUAAAUGAUUCUCAUUUAGAUUUGAACAUAAAAAUUGAUAAACAUAAAUCUAUAAAUGGUUUUCCUUCGAUGAUUUUCAUAACUGGAACAACAGGAUUUGUUGGUGCCUUUUUAUUAGCAGAAUUAUUAACAACAUAUCCUUUGGAAUGUAAAUUUGUAUGUCUUAUUCGAUGUCAAUCAUCAAUAAAUGCAUUAGAUCGUAUUCGAAAGAAUAUGUUAUUUUAUCAAAUAUGGAAAGAUGAUUAUCAACAACGAAUCAUUCCAUUACAAGGUGAUCUAGCACAAAAUCAUUUUGGACUUGAUGAUAAAACAUAUGAAUCAUUUGCUCGUCAAAUUGAUAUUAUCUAUCAUUGUGGUGCAACUGUUAAUUUUAUUCUUCCAUAUAGUCAACUUUAUGGACCGAAUGUUUAUGGUACUCGAGAAAUUAUUCAUUUCGCUACUCAUAUUCCAUCUUCUUGUAUACCUAUACAAUAUAUCUCAACAAUAAGUGUUUUAUCUCCUCAUAUUGACAAAGAGAUAUCAAUUGAUGAAACUUCUCCUGAACAGUUAAUUAAUGGUUAUGCACAAAGUAAAUGGGUAGCUGAAAAACUUAUUGCCAAAGCGAAUUAUUGUGGUUUAUCAGUUAAUAUUUAUCGUUUAGGAUUGAUUUGUGCUGAUAGUAGAACAGGUUCAUGUAAUCAACAUGAUAUUUAUACAUUAUUAAUUGCUGGAAUGAUAAAGAUGAAUUGUUAUCCAAAAUCAUUAAUUCAAUUUCAUUUGAAUGGUUUACCAGUUGAUUUUACUACAAAAAGUAUUGUAUAUUUGAGUAAUAUUCAAUCAAAUGUCUUUGGAAAUAUUUAUCAUGUAAUCAAUCGAAAUAAUGAAAUAAAAUUUGUUGAUAUAAUUGAUGGUAUGCAUAAUGAUGGUAUUGAAUUGGAAAGCAUUUCGUAUGAUGAAUGGAAAAUGAAAAUGAAGACAAUCAAUAAUCAAAAUAAUCCUCUUGAAUUUGUAGCAGAAUUCUUCUCCAAUGAUGAUUUUAGAGAAAGAAGUAUUGUAUCAGCUGAUCGGUUUUACAAUGCUGUUUCUGCAUUAGAUUUUCCAUCGUUCGACAAAGAUUAUAUUUCUAAGUGGUUAAAGUUUAUAAUGCAUAAUAUUGUUCGGAAAUAG
Rotaria sp. Silwood2 is the source of this 3357-nucleotide messenger RNA. The record is from the annotation of a GenBank genome assembly. NCBI's taxonomy places the organism in Eukaryota, Metazoa, Rotifera, Eurotatoria, Philodinida, Philodinidae.